CUGACAAGGAAUUCGGCCUUGAAAUCUAUUGAUUGCAAGCAUUUAUUCCUGUCCAUCAACGUUCAAACUAUAGUAAUUAGCGUAAAUUGAAUAGUAAUUUGCAAUACAACUCAUGGACCAGAUUGAGCAAGCCGUUCUUUGUGCUCUCAGCCCCAAUGUGGAUCCAGCCCUGAAGCUGCAGGCAAAUACGUAUUGCGAGCAAAUCAAGGACUCUCCUGACGGCUGGCAAAUGUGCCUCUCCCUUUUUGUUAAAGAACCCAAGGCCAUCCCACAAGCCCGUUUCUUUGCUCUUCAGGUGCUGGAACUCACCUUUCAAACCAGAUUUGAUUCACUAGAUCAAGCUGCUGUGGAAUACAUCCGACAAACCUUAAUGGAAUACGUUGCUCGAGAAUAUGGUGUGUCUAAUACAAGCGAGCCGGAAGUACCAUUCUUGCGUAACAAGGCCGCUCAAAUUUUAACGCUGCUCUUCAGCAAUGUAUAUCCCACGAUAUGGCCUACAUUUUUUGAUGAGCUUAUUGCCUUGACGGAAACUCCCAGCAAAUCUCCAACCAAUGCUAAAGCAACCGAUUUUUUCCUUCGAGUGUCCCUUUCAGUUGAUGAGGAAAUCGCUAGACAAGACAUUCAGCGUAGUCGUGAUCAAGUCAAUCGCAAUACGUUGCUCAAAGAUGCUAUGCGAGAACGAGAUAUUCCCAAAUUGGCUGCAAAAUGGUUUGAAGUUCUGCAAGAAUAUCGAACCCGAGAUGCCGGAAUUGCUGAAUUGGCGCUCGGAGUCAUUGGCAGUUAUGUUGCGUGGAUGGAUAUAUCACUUGUCGUCAACGAUCAAGUUAUGACUGCCUUGUAUCAGAUGCUAGGAGAGGAGCAGUUGCGUAUUGCUGCUUGCGAAUGCUUGGCUGAGGUUGUAUCGAAGGGCAUGAAGCCGCUCGACAAGCUGAGCUUAAUACAAAUGCUUAAUAUCACCGAUACUUUGAAUCAAUUAGAUCUGUCCGAUGCCGAUUUUGGCGAACAUGUUGCAAAACUUAUCAACGUCUUGGGUUGCGAACUUUGUCAAAUUUACGCAGAAAAUGCUCUACCAGCAGAAGCAAAGACUGCUGCAUACGCUUUGAUUGAAAAGACAUGGCCAUUCUUACUCAAAUUCCUUGGUGAUGAAGAUGACGAUUCAUCUUGCGCCGUCUUAAAUUUCGUCAACGACACUUUGUCUUUGUAUAAGAAGCAGAAGAAAGCAAGGAUUCCGUUCAUUCAGUCUCAGUGGGACUUUCUGCUGUCACUGCUUGGCGUUAUUAUGAUGAAGAUGAAGUACGAUGAGGAUACGGAGUGGUCUGACGAAAGCGAAGAACCUGAAGAUGAAGCCCUAUUUAUGGAAAUGAGAAAGAAUCUCAAGGUAUUUGCUGACUCCAUCGCCACCAUCAAUGAAGACCUCUAUGUAGGGUACAUCCGAUCAAUGGUCCUUGGUACCUUAGAAAAGUAUGAGGCUGGCGCUAGCUUGGAUUGGCGUGAAGUGGAAUUAUGUCUAUACACAUUGUACUUGUUUGGCGAAUCGUUGGGAAAAAGUGUCAUGGUAUUUGUCGACCGUCAAAAUGACCGUAAUCUUACCCCUCUUGGUGAGCUGGUGUCCAGAAUGGUUACAUCAGGUGUCUCGUCAUACCCGCAUCCUUCCGUUCCUCUUCAAUUCUUUGAAAAUGCAGUUCGCUAUUAUCAGUUCUUUGAAGUUCGCCCGGAAGGUAUACCUCAAGUCUUGGCCGCCUUCGUUGACGCUCGUGGACUUCAUCAUCCUUUGAAACAAGUGCGAUCCAGAUGUUGGUACCUGUUCCAUAGAUACGUCAAGGGCUUGUCUCCAAAGAUGAAUAAUUUUGUGGAAGAAGUGUUGUCAUCCAUGGGUGAUUUGUUGGUGAUCGAAGCGGAAAUACCAGUUGAAACCAAUACCUCUGAUGGAGGAAAGAUUCCUGCCGCUUCCACUUUUGAUAGUCAGCAAUAUCUCUUUGAAACAGUUGGUGUUUUGAUAUCAUUAGAAAGUGUUCCCGAUGCGAAGCAACAAGAGUAUCUUGAAAUCGUGCUCAACCCGUUGGUGAAAGGCAUUCAAAGCAGCAUGUCUGCCGAGCGCUAUAAUCCAGAAGACGAGCUCUUUACUCUACAGCUACAUCACUAUAUCCAGGCGAUUGGAGCAGUUGCAAAAGGCUUCCCUGAUGUUCCUAAAGGUGGUACCUGCAAUCGACAAUGGGUGCCUGUCUUCAUGCAAGCCAACGAAAUUAUUUUGAAUGUACUUCAGGCUCUCAACCGUUUCGCUGUCAUUCGCGAUGCGGCAAGAUUUGCAUCCGGGCGACUUAUUGGCUGCCUCGGAGGAGAAAUGCUUCCAUAUCUUCCAGCCCUGAUCAAUUCGCUAUUGAAUGAGUGCCUUGUGAACGAAUUAGUUGACUUCUUGCCAUUCAUUUCUUUGAUUGCUCAUAAGUUCAAGCCUAUGAUUUUCAAUGUAUUGGACGAACUCCUGCUUCCUUUGGUUAAGCGGGUAUUUGAUUUUUUGAAUACUUCGCCUUCUGGAACAGACGAAGCAUUACUUUUGUCGGAUCUACGAAAAGCCUAUUUAACCUUCAUUACGAAUUUGUUCAACUAUGAACUCGAAGGAGUAUUGGUUAGCGACACAAAUUUCCCUCAUCUCAACAUGAUCUUGCAAACUAUCCUUCAUUUUGCAAAAGACAACAGUGACACGAGCACACAGAAGAUGGGCUUUGGUAUUUUCCUUAAGAUGAUCAAUUCUUGGAUCCCUUCAGCCUCUCCAGAAGCUCAGAACAGCACUACUACACCAGUAGUAGGCUUCAGCCAGUACAUAUAUGAAAGCGUUCUACCAGUUUGCUUUGAAGUCCCAAUGAAUGUAUCUUUCAAUAUUGGUGAUGGCCAAGCGCUAUUAGUAUUUGGUGAAAUCAGUGGCAUCCAGAAGACGAUGUAUACCAAGCAGAGUGUGGAGUAUGUGGAGUACAUCCGAAACGUAUUCUUCCCCUCAAUUCAAUGCCCUCCAGCUAUUUCAGAAGAAUACUGUCAAGCCAUUCAACAACUCGACCUUCGCGACUUUAAAAAGUAUUUCCAGUCGUUUAUUCAAAAGUCAAAGGGCUAAAUCAUCCUUUGAUGUCACCAUAAAACUUUGUACAAAACCUUAGCUGCUGCUCUUUUCAAUUUCCAUUCUUCAGUUUUGGAAGAUCCUUUUUUCCUUUUACUAUGCACCCCCCAAACCUCUACACUUUGCAACCUUAUGCACCUUCAAUUAGAGAGAUCUUUCAUUUCAACUUUUUUUUUUUUUGAAAAUACGCAGCCUA
Molecule: messenger RNA, 3302 nt
Organism: Umbelopsis ramanniana AG
Lineage: Eukaryota; Fungi; Mucoromycota; Umbelopsidomycetes; Umbelopsidales; Umbelopsidaceae
Exons: 14
Coding region: 113-3103 (996 amino acids)
Biological process (GO): tRNA re-export from nucleus; intracellular protein transport
Cellular component (GO): nuclear pore; cytoplasm; nuclear matrix
Molecular function (GO): tRNA binding; small GTPase binding
Source: RefSeq, a predicted model, not a curated record